AUGUCUGUUGUUUGUGAGGUAGAGAAUGUUCCUGGAAUUGGAGUUCAUGGAGAUGAGUCAGAUAAUUCUAGAACGGGGCUUGGUAAUGAAUCUUUGUCAGGGAGGGAGAAUAUUUUCGUUGGUUCAAGGUCAGAUAAUUCCAUGAGCUCAGAGCAUGGGAUGGAAGCAAUUAUUAAUAUGGACGACAUUGACAAUGAUUAUGAGAGAGAUAUUAGUGAUGAUGUUGAGUUGGAUGAAAACAGCAAUGAGGAAAUAUUUGGACUUGAAAAUGUGUAUGACUAUUAUGGUGAAUCCGACAUGGAGAAUUGUUUUUAUGAUGAGUCAGUAGUUGGCAAACAUUAUGUGGAAGCAAAGCCGUCGAAUAGCAAUGAGUCCCAUGUUGAUGAUGGUGAUGACGCGAACCUCAGUCAAGCUUGUCAGGCAGAGGAUACGAUAGAGUUGUACAUGAUGAUAAAGGAGAUGACUUUUCCUAGUGAAGAAGCUGCAUUUGAAUUCUACAACAGCUAUGCCAACGAUAAUGGAUUCAGCAUCAGAUUGGAUAAGGUCAGAUAUAGCAAAAAAAUUACGAAACAUAGGCGUUACAGGCGUUUUUUGUGUUCAAGGGAAGGUGAGCGUGAUCCAAAGUUGAUGACCGAAGAGGGACAUAGCCGGAGGCUCAGACCACUGUCUCGAUGCAACUGUGAGGCGCACAUGACUGUGAAGCUGAAUGAAAAACUUGGUUUCUGGUAUGUUGAUAGUUUUGAUGACAAGCACAGUCAUACGUUAGCAAGAGCGGAUGAAACACCUUUUCUUUGGUCGCAUAGAAAAAUCAGAGAUCAUCAGAAGGCUGAGAUCUUAGCUAUGGGAGCUGCAGGUAUUAGGAAGCACACCAUAAUGGAUUCCAUGAUUAGCAGAAGUGGAUGGUAUGGCGGCGUUGGGUACGUCCGACGGGAUCUGUACAACCUUUGCGGCAAGGAAAAGAGGAAACUACUUGCGAAGGGUGAUGCUGCCACGACCAUAGGCAUUAUGCUCAGCAGAAAGGAGAAGGACCCAAGUUUUUAUUUCGACUAUGACUUGGAUGAAGAAGGACGGCUGAAGAGAAUGUUCUGGUGUGACUCGCAGUCUGUACAGGACUAUGAGGACUAUGGAGAUGUGCUUGUGUUUGACAGCACGUACAAGAUGAAUCGCUAUCGUAUGCCAUUCAUACCUUUUGUUGGUCUGAACAAUCACCGUAGGACUACGGUUUUUGGUUGUGCCAUAGUUUCAGAUGAGAAAGAAGAAACUUAUGUGUGGUUGCUGCAAACAUUUCUGAAGGCAAUGUGUCAGAAGAAGCCUUUGAGUGUAAUUACGGACGCCGACUCAGCGAUGAUUAGGGCAAUCCGCACUAUGGAAGACAGAGAACACGGAAAUUUGGUUGAGGAGGAUGUACAGGAAGAGGCACCUGUGGGCUGCAGCUUUUCUGACAGAGGGUUUUUGGCUUGGUAUGAAGAGCAACCAGCGGAGUGA
Molecule: messenger RNA, 1485 nt
Organism: Lolium perenne
Lineage: Eukaryota; Viridiplantae; Streptophyta; Magnoliopsida; Poales; Poaceae
Source: RefSeq, a predicted model, not a curated record